This is a messenger RNA of Onthophagus taurus, 4180 nucleotides long. It is a transcript of the gene FANCI, whose product is annotated as Fanconi anemia complementation group I. Gene Ontology annotation, molecular function: DNA polymerase binding. Gene Ontology annotation, biological process: DNA repair. The record is from RefSeq and is a predicted model, not a curated record. Lineage: Eukaryota; Metazoa; Arthropoda; Insecta; Coleoptera; Scarabaeidae.
GUUGGCAAUGUUUGACAAUAACAACAUUUUUGAAUUAACGCGCAAAUUAUGGAAGAAUUCCAACAAAAAAUACGUGAUUUUGGCCGAAAAGCCAAUUGGAAAAGUUGCAACAAAUAUCUUACUAACCAAGGAAUCGAAGAAGUUAUAAACUUAGUUAAAAUCAAAAUAAAUCACCCUGAUUUCGAAUCAUUAUGGACAUACCUUUUACGAACUUACAAAGAAGAUGAAAAUUCUCAUGGGGAUCGAUUCAAAAUGGUACUGUGUUGCUUGGAAAGUUUACAAUCACAAGAUGUUAGUAGUACAACUUCGGAAGCUGUUAUUAGUCGAUUAUGUUUAGAAUUAUUUAAUUUUCAUAGUAAUCAUUUGGUUGAUUUGUGUCGAUUAUGUUUAGAGUUCAUACAAAAAGGGGGUGUUAAUGAAGCUUGUUGGAGUGUUUUAUUACCAAAACUUUUAAGUGUAAUCGUUAAAAAAGAGCUUAUUGAAAAUCAAGGUGAGGAAAUGAGCGGAUUAGAAUACAAAACCCAAGUGAUUAAAGCGUUAAUAUUCAUGGAAUGGUCUGCUAAUAUAAUAAUACCUUUAACAAUUAUGUUUAGUGAUAUGACAUUAACUAAAGAAGAACAUUUUGAAGUAACAAAUAAAUUAGGGAAAUACACCGAGAAAUUAACCCCCCAAGAAAUUCCAACGUUUACAUACAACUUAUUAAAACUAUGUCGCCACCAAAACAACAAAUUAAUUUUUUUCUGUUUACAACAUUACUUUGGAACACGAAUUUAUAGCACAACCUUAGAGUGCGAAUCGAAUUCGGAGAGUUUAGAUUUAAUAUCGACCACAAACGAUGAUGAACUUUUGCAAACGCAAAGCACUGUACUAUAUCAUAUCCAACAAUGUGCUUUAUUGAGCCAUGAAAGUCUUAAAGAGUACUUUAAUUUUAUUAAGACCCUCACAAGGGCCCCUGAAUUCUUAUUACAUCCAUUUCAAUUAACCGUAUUAUUAUCAAUUUCUACAAUUUCCAUCCAUAAAACCGUCGUUUUUGCUAUUAUUAAACAAGCUAUAGUGAGAAUGUUACAAGAAGAGAUUAAACGUGAAGAAUCGAGUUGGUUAAAAACCAUGAUUAGUGAGUCGUUUAGUUUGAAUUCAAUUUUUGAUGUUAUUAUUGAAAAAAGUGUAAAAAAUUGUGAACUCGUUCUCCAUGGAUUAGUAAAUUUAUGUUUUGUAUUAUUAGGAGCUUCUCCAUUAUUAGGACGUGAAUCGCGUAUCGUUUCAAAACAAUGGGAUUUGGGAAAAUCUAUUUUAUUGAAAUUAAUUAAACGGGAAGUGCAAAUUGCUCCUUCCGUGCUUAAACGAUUAUGUGAAGAAAUUGUUACUUAUAAUUCUACAUUUCAAUAUAGUGAUUGUUUCUUUGGAUUUUCAAAACAGUUUCCUGUCUUGAUACUAGAAAAUAAAGGUUAUAUCCUUCAAAUGCUGGAAUCAUUGAUACUUUGCCCUGGAAAUGUUUCCGAACAAGUUUUGGAAGCUGUUGUACCAUUAACUAAACCGUCGCCUACUUUGAGGGAUCAUUUAAUUCUGCUUUUAAGGAAAGGUUUGCAUUCAAGAACACCCUCAUCUCAAACGAUAGCAAUCAAAGGAUUUUUAAAACUUUUAACCAUCUUGAAAAUUUCAAACCUAACAUCGUUAACGAGUCAAUUGGCCGGAUCGCAAAGUUCCUCAUCCGGACUGUCGGUUUUAACGCAAAUUUCAAUGAAUUGCACUGUUCAUACUACGCAAGGAAACAUUUUUUCGAACGAGGCUCUUUGUUUGGAAGUGUUGGGCAUUUUAAAACGGUGCUUUACGCAACCUUACGCGAUUAAAUGUAAGCUAUACGAAGGUUUAUCUGAAGUAGUUUCAAGAAAUUCAGAAAUAAGCGAAGCUGUACUCGAUUUACUUUGGAAUUAUUUUAUUUCUAAAUAUUAUGUUUCGGAUGAAAAUGUUUGUCCGCCUAUUAAAUUUAACGAGGUUUUUGUAACAAGAGAAAUUGAUGUUGUUUUAGAGGAACCCAUUGGAAAAUUAUUAUUUACUAUUUCUCUUAUCACCAAUAAAGUUUUAAAGCGCGAUGAUCAAAACUUAACCGCUAAAAAAAUUGUUACUGCUUUGAAUUCAAUAGUUGAGAGAAUGGGGAGAUGCGAACUUGUUCACUUUGAGCUGGAUGAUGGAACGUUUCUUCUGGACGUUUUACCCGAAGCAAAAUCGAAAGUUUUCGUUUUAGCACAAGCAAUGACAGUAUAUGAAGCUCUAAUCGGAUACAGAAUAGUAGCUUGGGAGAAAAAAUCCGAAAAUUACGCUCAAGACAUUAACACUUUAUUCCAAGGAUAUUUUAGAUUACAACGAUGCGCUAUGGAUGCCCAUAAAAGUAAAAAAGAGGAUCGCAAGAAAAAAGAUGGUAAUAAAACCGGAAAUGAUCAAAUCAAUAUUUCUUCAACAAGCAAAAUAAAUACUUCGACUCAAAACGACUCGAAUUCUACUAAAACUGGCGUUAAAAGUAGUAAACAUAUAAAAAUUCCUGAAAGUAUUUUUAACUUUAAAGUUGUUAAAAAGUUUUUGAAAAUUUUACAUUGUAACGUUGAAUUUAUUCCAACACUUUCGCUAAAUCAAAUAAAAUCAAAAAGCGAAAUUCACCGCCACGUGAUGCAAUCGACGAUUAAUCUCGUUCAAUCCUUGAAAAAAUCAAAACAUUUAUCUACAAAUCAAAAAAUUAAAGAUUAUAAAAAUUGUUUAAACGUUGCUAAAAUUAUUUAUAAACGUUGUUUAGAACGGAUGGAUGAAUUUGUCGAUUUUGAUCCCGUUACGACGGUUUUAGCAGCAGAUUGUUUCCAAAUUAUUUUAAAGCUGGUGUGUACUCGUUAUAAUGAUGAUUUAAGUAAGUUUCUGUGUGAAGUUGCCGAUUUGAACGAGAACAAAACUGAAUUCCUUGGACGUAUUAAUGUGUUCAUUGAAAAAUAUCAAGAACUAUUCGAAGCUGAUUUUACUGCAGGAACUGGAGACGUGGAUGGAAGAAAGCUUCAAUUGAUUGUUCUGUUGACUCUUGAGAUUUUGAUUCAUGAGUUACCUGACGAAGCUACUUUACCAUCUAAUAAGUUUUUAGAUUGGAUAAAAACUUACUCAACUCAAAACACUAUCUCAACAAAACCAAUCGUUUCAACCUUUUUAAACUUGUGGUUUACAAGUUACGUUAGAUUCAAAUCGAGUUUAGCCAUAUUUGAAGAAAUCGUUGAUAAUCUAUUAAAUACGUUUGGAUCAAUAACUCAAGAUACACAAGGUGUACACACUUUUGAACUAAUCAACGAAGCAACUACUCAUACAUUUAUUGAAAAAAUUUCCAUUAUCUUGAAGAUGAUGUUCGAUCACGUUGAUUUAGUUAUAAACAGAUUAAAAUCUGAAUAUUCCAUUUUAAUGUAUCCAAACGUCCAAAGUCUCGAACGACGAAAAGAAAAUUUAAAAAAUAAAGAACGCGGGAUCUCUUGUUAUCUUUGUCUAUUAAUAACUAUUUUAGAUUCCGUUUGUACGAUUUUAGUUCCAAUCGGAAAUUUAUCCGAAGCCGUUUUGAAAAAUAUUAUUUCGUUGUAUAACUGUUUAAAUACUUGUGCCAAGUAUUUUCUUGCCAGAUCAUCGAAUAUCAAUCCAGCUUUCCAAUCGGCAAGAUUUGAUAGCGUAAUAAAACUAGCUGGACGACAACUUUCUCCAUCAGUUAAUAAAUUUAUAUUUUAUUUAGAAGAAACUCAAAAAGAAAACGAAUCCGAAGUGAAAAAGAAAAAAAAAUCCAAUGAUAUAUUAAAAAACAAAGUACUAUACGAAACGAAAUCGAUUCCUAAAGUCGUAUACUUAACUGAACAAUUUAGCCGUUUAGUUACCCAGUUAUCAAAAAAGACCAAAAUCGACGUUUUUAAAUACAUCGGACUUGGUACUACGAGAGAUUUUCGUAUUAAAGAUAUUAAUACCGUUUUAAAGAAAAGUAUAGAUGACACUGAUGUUACUGAUGAAUCUUUACAAGAAAGUGUAGUUGAAGAAGAAAAUGAUAAUGAAGUCUCAAUGGAAGAUGUGGAAAGUAAUAGCGAAGGUGAAAAAGAGGAACCACCUUUAAAGAAAAUGAGACAAUAAUUUUUUAUUAAGUAAUAUAUUAUAAUACACCAUUUAUUUCGUUUAAAUG